CUCUAAAAGCCAACAACACCACUCAUCACCCAUUCCUUUGGCUUUUUCAGCCUUUCAUUACAUUUCUUAGGUUUUUUUUUUUUAUAUUUAAAGGAAAAAAAAUUAAACCCACCAAUCAAGUCUUCUCUUCCUUUCUAGAUAUAUAAAUUAUUGCCCCAUUUGAUCCAAUAUUUUUUAUUCAUCAUUCACACUAGUUUAUGUUAUGAUUUAUGAACCAUCAUCAUUCUAUUUAUCUCUCUGUAAACACCAGAAAACUGCCCCCCCCCCCCAGUCUCUCUUCCCCAUCAUUCCUUUUCACCCAUUAUGGCUUCAAUAUUGAGUUCACAAGGAGUGGUCUUAGCAACAGCUAUGGCAGUUUCUGGUACUGUAAUCCUCCUUGCUUUCCGUCUUCAGAAAUCUUACCUUUUGGAUCAAAUCUCACAGCCUUCUCAACAAGCUCUCCGUUCCUGCAUAUCUUCUGAGGGGAAGAAGAGGGAGGAAAAAAAGAAGAAAAAAGUGCACUUUGCUGAAGAUGUGGUUGAUCCAAGAAAGGAUGGAGAAGAAUUCAGAAAACAGCUGAAAAAUCGUGUUAGAAUCAACAAUUCAGCAGCUUUGAAUUCAUCGACUAAAUUCAAGAAAUUUGGUGGAGGUAAAGAUAGAGGAAUGCCUGCUAAUAGAGUUGCUUUAUACACUGGAAUUCUCAGGGAUCGUGGUGUUCAACGAUUAGCUUACUCCUGCUAAUUUUUUUUAAAGUACCAAAAAAAAAAAAGAAUACAGAUUUUGGUCUUUAAUUAUUGUACAAUCAAAUUUGAAAUUUGUGUUUUUCUUUUUCACUACAGUUUGUGUCUGUAGUUUGUAAUUUUGUAAAUACCAAAGCUUUUCUUCUUCAUCUUAGUUGUUUGUAGGAAGUUUUUAACUGAUGGUCAGUAAGUCAAUCAAAUGUUUGGAUGUUAAUUAUGUUUAA
Molecule: messenger RNA, 943 nt
Organism: Gossypium raimondii (Peruvian cotton)
Lineage: Eukaryota; Viridiplantae; Streptophyta; Magnoliopsida; Malvales; Malvaceae
Exons: 2
Coding region: 304-720 (138 amino acids)
Source: RefSeq, a predicted model, not a curated record